Mus musculus (house mouse) is the source of this 6311-nucleotide messenger RNA. RefSeq names its product ADAM metallopeptidase with thrombospondin type 1 motif 4 (gene Adamts4). The transcript is spliced from 9 exons. Gene Ontology annotation, biological process: proteoglycan catabolic process; extracellular matrix organization; proteolysis. Bases 721 to 3222 code for a protein of 833 amino acids. Gene Ontology annotation, molecular function: protease binding; metallopeptidase activity; metalloendopeptidase activity. NCBI's taxonomy places the organism in Eukaryota, Metazoa, Chordata, Mammalia, Rodentia, Muridae. Gene Ontology annotation, cellular component: extracellular region; nuclear speck. The record is from RefSeq and is marked reviewed.
CAGCUGAGGGCUGAUGGUGGGAUUUGGGAAAAAAGAUGUGUCAUCAGCUGGCUCAGUGCCUUAAAUGCAUCUGCUUGCUAGAGAUUCCCUUCCCCUGGGCAAGUCCCUUCCCUCCCCCCCCCCUUCUUUUUUAAGGAAAAAAGAAAACCACUAAGGUCUUUGGGAAGCAAUGAUACAUCCUCCAUCCUUCAGAGUCCCAGUGACCAAGCUUCUGGCUGAGUGGCUUACAGAUCUGCCACUCACACACAGAGGGCGGUUCUGGAUGCUUAAAAGAGCUGGAGGGGAGAGAGGCUGGGGAGAACCCGGGGAAGACCCACAGAUACACAGAAACGAGAGAGACAGAAGAGGAGAGAGACAGAGACAAAGAGACAGCAGCAGGAGGAGGAGGAGGAGGAGGCAAAGACAGGGCGAGCACUGAGGCAAAGCCAGACAGCUGAGCAGAGGGAGAAGCCAAGGAGUCACAGACAAAGACCUGGGACAGAAAGGCAAAGGAGGAAGUUUUGGAGCAGAAAGAACCCGUGGGCACUUUUCCUGAGCCCAGGGGCUGUUUUCUUUUUCAUCUUCUCUGAAAGUCCCUAGCCCAUUUAAAAACUUUGCCUCAGAUUUUGGCACAAGCCCCAAAGCCCUUCUGGCUUUAACGAGGAGCCUUCCACAGUUAGGGUGUGGAGCAUUUUGGUGCCGCAGAUGGCCUCAAUCCAUCCCAGCUGCAGCCCGGGUACCAUGUCCCAGAUGGGCUUGCAUCCCAGGAGGGGCUUGACUGGGCACUGGCUGCAAAGAUUCCAACCCUGCUUGCCGCUUCACACUGUGCAGUGGCGGAGGCUGCUGCUGCUGGCCUUCCUCCUGUCCUUAGCGUGGCCCGCCAGCCCCCUCCCCCGGGAGGAGGAGAUCGUGUUUCCAGAGAAGCUCAAUGGCAGUAGCAUCCUACCUGGAUCAGGCGUUCCUGCCAGGCUGCUGUACCGAUUGCCAGCCUUUGGGGAGAUGUUGCUACUAGAACUAGAACAGGACCCUGGGGUGCAGGUAGAGGGUUUGACUGUACAGUACCUGGGCCAGGCACCUGAGAUGCUGGGUGGGGCAGAGCCAGGUACCUACCUGACUGGCACCAUCAAUGGAGAUCCGGAGUCGGUGGCAUCUCUGCACUGGGACGGGGGAGCCCUAUUAGGGGUACUGCAGUACCGUGGGGCCGAACUCCACCUCCAGCCUCUGGAAGGAGGCGCCCUUAACUCUGCUGGGGGACCGGGGGCUCACAUCCUACGCCGGAAGAGUCCUGCCAGCAGCCAAGGUCCCAUGUGCACCGUCAAGGCUCCUUCUGGGAGCCCGAGUCCCAUUUCCCGCAGAACCAAGCGCUUCGCUUCUCUGAGUAGAUUCGUGGAGACACUGGUGGUAGCAGAUGACAAGAUGGCAGCAUUCCAUGGUACAGGGUUAAAGCGCUACCUGCUGACGGUUAUGGCAGCUGCCGCUAAAGCCUUUAAACACCCAAGCAUCCGAAACCCUGUCAACUUGGUGGUGACGCGCCUGGUGAUCCUGGGGUCCGGCCAGGAAGGGCCCCAAGUGGGGCCAAGUGCCGCCCAGACCCUACGCAGCUUCUGCACCUGGCAGCGGGGCCUCAACACCCCUAACGACUCAGAUCCUGACCACUUUGACACAGCCAUUCUGUUCACCCGGCAGGACCUGUGUGGGGUCUCCACUUGUGACACCCUGGGUAUGGCUGAUGUGGGCACAGUGUGUGAUCCAGCUAGGAGCUGUGCUAUUGUGGAAGAUGAUGGGCUCCAGUCAGCCUUCACUGCUGCUCAUGAACUGGGCCAUGUCUUCAACAUGCUCCAUGAUAACUCCAAGCCAUGCACUAACUUGAAUGGGCAGGGGGGUUCCUCUCGCCAUGUCAUGGCUCCUGUCAUGGCCCAUGUGGACCCUGAAGAGCCCUGGUCGCCCUGCAGUGCCCGAUUCAUCACUGACUUCCUGGACAAUGGUUAUGGGCACUGCCUCUUAGACAAACCGGAGGCUCCCCUCCAUCUACCAGCGACUUUUCCUGGCAAGGACUAUGACGCUGACCGCCAAUGCCAACUGACCUUCGGUCCUGACUCAAGCCAUUGUCCACAGCUGCCACCGCCCUGUGCUGCCCUCUGGUGCUCUGGCCACCUCAAUGGCCAUGCCAUGUGCCAGACGAAGCACUCACCUUGGGCUGAUGGCACUCCCUGCGGGUCUUCACAGGCCUGCAUGGGUGGCCGCUGUCUGCACGUGGACCAGCUCAAGGACUUCAAUGUUCCUCAGGCUGGAGGCUGGGGCCCCUGGGGACCAUGGGGUGACUGCUCCAGGACUUGUGGGGGUGGUGUCCAGUUCUCCUCCCGGGAUUGCACGAGGCCCGUCCCCCGGAACGGUGGCAAGUAUUGUGAGGGCCGCCGGACUCGCUUCCGCUCCUGCAACACGGAGAACUGCCCACACGGCUCAGCAUUGACCUUCCGUGAAGAGCAGUGUGCUGCCUACAACCACCGAACCGACCUCUUCAAGAGCUUUCCAGGGCCCAUGGACUGGGUUCCGCGCUACACAGGUGUGGCCCCUCGAGACCAAUGCAAACUCACCUGCCAGGCCCGGGCACUGGGCUACUACUACGUAUUGGAGCCCCGGGUGGCAGAUGGGACUCCCUGCUCCCCAGACACCUCCUCUGUCUGUGUCCAGGGCCGCUGUAUCCAUGCUGGCUGUGACCGGAUCAUUGGCUCCAAAAAGAAAUUUGACAAGUGCAUGGUGUGCGGCGGGGAUGGCUCUCGCUGCAGCAAGCAGUCGGGCUCCUUCAAAAAAUUCAGGUAUGGAUACAGCGAUGUGGUCACGAUCCCUGCGGGGGCCACCCAUAUCCUUGUACGGCAGCAGGGGGGGUCUGGUCUCAAGAGCAUCUACCUGGCCCUGAAGCUUUCUGACGGUUCUUACGCCCUCAAUGGUGAAUACACGCUGAUGCCCUCCCCAACAGAUGUGGUUCUUCCUGGGGCAGUCAGCUUGCGCUACAGCGGAGCCACAGCAGCCUCAGAGACACUGUCUGGACAUGGGCCGCUGGCCCAGCCCUUGACGCUGCAAGUCCUGGUGGCUGGCAACCCACAGAAUGCACGUCUGCGGUACAGUUUCUUUGUCCCGCGGCCAGUCCCUUCAACACCACGCCCUCCUCCCCAAGACUGGCUGCAACGCAGGGCAGAGAUACUGAAGAUCCUUCGGAAGCGUCCCUGGGCAGGCCGGAAAUAACCUCACUGUCCCGGCUGCCCUUUUUGGGCGCCGGGGCCUCGGACUCAUCUGGGAGAAUGAGCAGGCUUCUGCAACUGCCUCCUGCUAAAACACAGUAGGGAGGUGUAGAGGGUGAGAUCUGCCUGCCUCACUGCCCCAAACCGCAGGCUGGCCCUGCCCUGGCUUCCUGCCCUGGGAGGCAGUGAUGUCUUGGUGAAUGGAAAGGGGCUAGGUGACAGUACCCUAUCUACUAAACUGCCCCCUCUACCCUGCAGGUCACAGGAGGAAUGGGGGGAAGACAGGGUGGGUCCUGGGCCCUAGUUGUAUUUAUUUGGUAUUUAUUCAUUUUUAUUUAGCACCAGGAAAGGGGACUAGGGUCUUGGGGAAACUCACCCAUUAUAGCCCUAACCUAGCUAUGAAAUCCAGGGUGUUGGUGACAAAUAUGAGUGGUGUGUGUGUGUGUGUGUGUGUGUGUGUGUGUGUUUAUGUAUGAGGUACAACCUGCCCUGCUUUCCUCUCCCUAAUUUUUUUUUUUUUCUGGGAAAAGGAAAGUCAAAGGUAGGACUGCCUUCAGGGAGUAAGGGAUGAUUGUGUUUUUAAAUUGAAGUUUGCUAUUUAUAUGCUCUUUUUGGAGUCAGACAAAUGUGGGUUAUAUUCUGGCCCCGCAUCUUUGAGCAUUAGUUUUCUCAUGUGCCAAUAAUAAUCCCUUAGAAAUUGGUUGUAAGGAUUAAAUGAUGUUAAUAAAGAACUAGCAUAGAGCCUCUCACUCAGUAGGUGCUCAAGGAAUGGCAGCUGCUGCUCCUGUGGUCCUUGUUCUCCCAGUCACCCUCCACAGAGGCUCUGCCAGGCACUCGAAGUCCACAAGGAUUCAUGUCACUUGUGCCUAUCUUUAGUCCCAGGCUCAGGACCUUCGGUUGGCAGGACCCUGUUUAGGAUUUGGAGAGAGUUCAGACUCUCAGAUGGCCAUCUUGUCUAUUACUUCUGUAGGCACGUAAGCACCUGCAGCAGACAUAAUAAACACUUGGCAAAGAUAGUCAACAAGAACAUGAAGGUACAAGAACAGAACCCAACAACUCCCUGGACACAAACAGGAGCUUAGUUGUAAGAAUGGCGGAAGGGGCAGAGAAGGGAUGAUGUAAUAGCAUCCUGGCAUUCCAGGAGCUGGUGGAUCUGAACUUGAGUUAGGGUUCAGCAUCUUAUUACCUGGGUGAUGUUGGGCAAGUGCUGAUAAGUGACCUUGGAGUACAAGUCUGUGGAAUGGGGCCAGUAAUAACUGCUCUGACAGCAUUGCUCUGUGCUCAAGGAUUUUCAAACAGUAAAGGCCGUUGUAACAGGAGAGGUGACCUUUGUGGUGACAGACUGGGACAGUGACUCCAGAAUCAAUCAAAGUAAGCCCAACCAACAUCUAGGAAUGGAAUUCAAUGAGAGGAACAGGAUGUGGUCUGGUAUUGCCUAAUAAUCAACAAAGCAAAGCAAAGCCAAAAAAAAAAAAAAAAAUCCUACAAGAGUGGAGCCAUCUGUCAAUCUGUCCAGUGGUGGCGGAAUGCGAGGACCAGCACUGGCUGAAAUGGAUCUCCCUUCCUUGAGGGGUAACCUAGUCAGUCUUAUGUGCGUCAGGGACUGGCGAAAGUGUCAGUGGAGAAUUUCACAUGCUAAGUGGCAAAUGCAGAGCUUCUAGGAUUGUGGAAGGGACUGAAUGCUGAGGUAGGAAGGAGCUGUAGGUUAGGAAGACCCUGAGGUGAGGGUGGACUGUGGAGACACUAAAGGCAUCUUGCUCUGCCAAAGGAGAGUAGGGGUGAGAGGGGGAGAGGCAGGCACAGAGGGCAAGGCUGUUUGUGUGCUGUAUUCAUUGGGACCAGGCUUGGCUGGUCAAGUUCUAAACGAGGCAGGGCAGAGCGUUGUAGAGUGCUCUGUGCCUUACACCAGCAAGCACAGUGGCUGCUCUCUCUGCAGGCUUGAGGGAAGGGCUGGCUACACUCCUCUCUUUAGCGUGCAUUGCUCUCACUCCCAUGCUUGCUCUCUGAUGUGGGCCUUGUGGUGCUUCUACCAACCAGGCAGGGGGAGGCAGCAACAGGACAGUGGCAUCUUCAGUUGCUUCAUCUCAGUGGUAAGAUUGGACCAACAGUAUGUUUAUGGAACUUAAUACUAUGAACUCACGGUACAAGCAGAGCUUUGUUGAAGUGAAGGUAAAACACAAAUGAUAUACGGCCGUGUCCUUAAAGAGCUCACACUGCAUCCUGGGGGAGGGGGGAGGUUGUGCAGCACAUGUCCACAAAGAGAGUCAAGGGUCAGUCUGAGGAGCUAUAAGAUAAAGGCAAAAUGGACUUUGUGAAGCUUGAGCCUUGUACCUGAGCACCAGGGCUCAGGAAGGAGGAACGUGAUUUGGGCUUUGGGAAGUGGGUCAUUAUGGUAACGCUUCUCACAUUUCUUUGAGGUUCUUGGCAAUUUACUUUGUAAGUCACUGUCAUAUGUUAUUUUAAAGAAAAACCACUUUGUUCACCAGGUAGGGUUCUUACUGGCACGAAGAAAUUUUCUCCUUGGGAGGUAGAAACAGAUGGGUCGGAAUUUCAAGGCUAUCCUCCGUGGCAACAUCAUAGCAUAAAGGCCAGUUUGGUUACAUGGAACUUUGUCUCAAAAGAGGAGGGGGCUGGAGAGAUGGCUCAGAGGUUAAGAGCACUGACCACUUUUCCAGAGGUCCUGAGUUCAAUUCCCAGCAACCACAUGGUGGCUCACAACCAUCUGUAAUGAGAUCUGACGCCCUCUUCUGGUGUGUCUGAACACAGUGACUAUGUACUCAUAUAAAUAAAUAAAAUCUUUAAAAAAAAAAAGAGGAGGAGGAGGAGGAGGAGGAGGUAGAGAAUUUUGAAGGCUAGAGAGAUGCUCAGCCGUUAAGAGUACUGGCUGCUCCUCCAGAGAACCUGAGUUUGAGUGCCAGCACCCAUACGGCAGCUCACAACCAUUUGCAACUCCAGUUCCAGGGAAUCAAUACUCCCUUUUGUUCUCUGUGGGUACUUAGGCACGCACGUGGUGCAUAGACAUACAUGCAGACAGAACACUGAUAUCCACAAAGUGUAAAUAAAUAAAGAAAAAUUAAAAAACAUUGAGUUUAA